GGCAUACCAAACUUGCCAACAUUCUUAUCGCGAAAAAGUGGAACGAACGAGAAAAAAGCUGCGAACUGUGCCUUCUUGAAAAAAAAAAAAAAAAAAAUUCGCCUCCCUUUUUCAGCAGUUCUGCAAUCGUUUAGCGUAAAAGGGGCACUCUCUUUUGUAGGCCGAGCCCCACUUAAAAUUGAAUUUACUUUCCAAUGGUUGUCCCCCUUUGGAGGAUAUUUUUGCAUUUUCAAAGGUAGCCUUUUGGCUAGGUUAUUUUAUUCCUUUCUGCCAAUUUAGAAAGAAAAAAAAAAUUGCAUAGACGUUUUUCCCCCAAUGGAAGGCUUGAAACCCAUCCUGUGGUCUGUAGAAGAGCUGAUUUACCUCAGUCCGGAAAAUGAUGCAUUUUACGAAAAGGAAGAGACAGAAAUAAGGAGAAAACUGGCCGAUUUGUGUAGGAGCUAUGUGGUAGAAGCGCCGGCAAAAUCGGGGGGAGCAGACUGCCAUGCGGGAGAAGCGCCGGAAAGUUCGAGGGGAGCAGACUGCCAAGCGGAAGAAGAGUUAACAUCUCAAGUGAGGAACCUCUUCCACUUUUUAAAGUUGAUCAAAGCAGGGAAGCACGAGGAGUGCAUCGUUGACCCGUGGGUACGAGACAUAUUCCAGUUCAUUUUCGACACGCUUAAAAAUGACUCCACAAAUAGUAUUAACCAGGUGAAGAAGGAAUUAUUUUGUUACGUUUCUCGCGAGAAGGCAGAUAUAGAGGAGAGAUGGCGCCCCAAGGCGGAGGAACAAAGUGAAGGCCUGAAUGGCAAUCAAGUUAUUUUUUUUCAGGCCUGCUUUACAUUCUUUCACGAAAUAAAGAUCCUCCUCUGCUGCUACGCAUUUUUGAAUAUGUUCGUGCAGUACAACUGGACGGGGCCUCCACCCCCCACGAGGGACAGCGAAAAGGAGAAAGUGCAAACAUCACAGGGAUGCCAUGAAGACAAUCAUUUUUGCCAAUUCAUCCAAACGAUGAAAAUAAAAAAUGAAGAGUUUUUAAAUUCAUGUUUGGAAUUUUUAUCGCUGGAGGGGGAGACCACAUAUGCCCACUGUGAGUUGAUCAAUGCCUUCUGCUUAUCCGUAAUUUUGCUAAACCUAGUGAACAAUUUUAACCAAACUGACCAGCCGAUUAUGUGCUCAAAUGAGUACGGCUACUUCGAGGAGGGGGCACCAAACGGGGUGCAAGUAAACUCUCAAGAUGGUAAUUCUUCCAUGCCGCAGAUGGCGUGUGUGCCUGGGAAGGAGCAGCCAAUAGGGACGAACCAAAAAGAAGAGAAAACAAAACAGUACAAUGAGACGAAACUUUUACACUUUGUAAGAAGCAAAUAUUUGUGGAAAGCCAGAAUUUAUUUCAUAUGGCAGAGACUGUUCGCCGCUUCUAGCAACGACUGGUUUUACUCCUUGAAAAUCCACGUGGUGGACAUCCCACUUAGGAUAUUUAAAAACGUGAAACUGCUAAGCAGCGAUUUUGAACUCAUCGAUCAAGAAAUAAAAGUGAUUGGACAAGUGCCAGAAAUUUUUGCCCAUUUGAGGCAAAAUGAAAAGGACUUGCAAAAUUGCGACCUUUUUUGUGAAAAUUACAUGUCGCCGAAUUUCCAGAUUUGUGCUUUAUCUAACUUUUCCAUUUAUUUGGCCUUCUACAAUUAUACCUAUGCGUACCAGAGAGUGCUGGACGUCCUUGCGGAGAUGAGUCAGUUCAGCUACUCCUUCACCGGAAGAAUGGGAAUAAAGAGAAAGUACCAGAAGAUACCUGCUACCAUUUUAGUCUUGAAGGCGAAAAAGGGACAGGAGGAGGAUAACACGUCUGCUGUUUUGAACGAAAUAGAGCCUCUCAGUGAGUACGACAUAUUGAGGAGUGACUACCGAAUUAUUGAUGAUGUGAAGGGGGGAGAAGCGCCUGGUGGGUGUGGAGAUACCGAGCGGGGGGAUCCCCAUAAGGAGGAAAGUGAAAAGAGGGAAGACGACGCGGGUGAGGCGGUUCCAUCCAGUUUAGCCGCUUCGCAAAAGGUGACUAUGGAGGGGCACGAUGAAGAUAAAAAAGCGGAUGAAAUGAGCCCGAAGGUAGAAAAUUUCGCGGAAGAACAUAUAGAAAAAAUGACUUGCGCAAAAGGGGAAGCGCAAAAUGGGGAACAGAUUGACCAGAAGGGUGAGAAGUCGACGCAUCCCUAUGCCAAUCCCACUGGGGGGGGAAAAUCCCCCGAAAGGUGCACCUCCACGGGAGGAGACACCCCCACCAACAUGGACACAGAUGAAUGCUCACCAAACAGGGAAGAAGAAAAGAGUAAAACAAAUCCAAACGGAAAAGUAAUGUGGAAGUUAAAAGACCUCGACCCAGAUACAGACAUACUAGAAGAGCCAUACUUUAUGGAUUCUGAAAACAACUAUUUUAAAAUACUAACCUUUGAUGAACAGAUAGCGUUGAUCAACUUCUGCUACUCCAUGAUUAGAUUCAAUCCGCACUACGACGAAAUAAAAUUCGAGAAGUUAAGCGCAGUUAUAGCUAGGUGCCUCAAAUGCUAUGAUGUAAAUGUGGAGUCUGGGGAGAAGCAGCAACAUGGGACAAAAAAUAGAGACAACAAUUCGUUGCAGAUAAAAUAUCAAAAUUGGCUACUGCACUCGUGUAUUCUAUGGUAUAAGUGCAAAUGUGAAACGUUUCGGUUGAAGACCGUAGAUAGGGCUGCCGCGCAGCUGAAUGAAUUACUUAAAGAGACAUACGAUGAGAAACCACAGGGGGGAGAAAGGGUAAAAUUCCUUUUUGAUGUGUACUAUCCGACCACUUGGGAACUGAAAAAAGAAAUAGGAAACGUUAUGGUGAAAACGGGAUCCGUAGUAUCCGCGUUCAACCUUUUUAAGGAUUUAAAAUUAUGGGAUGAAGCCAUCACCUGUUUGAUUCAAGCAGAUAGAAAAGGAGAAGCAAAGGAGUUGCUAGAUGACCUUCUAAAAAAAAAAAGAACUCCCUCUUUGCUAUGCCUAUACGGAUUGGUCGACUCGAAUAAUGCCUUGAACUACUACAUAGAUGCUUGGAAGCUGUCAAAUUGUAAAUAUGCAAAAGCGGCUAGAUUUAUUGGGAAUUUUUACUACCGCAAGGAAAUGUACAAUCCGUGUUGUGAAUAUUUAGAAAAGGCCCUAGAAAUAUCUCCCCUCUUUCCGGACAUCUGGUUUAUCCUAGGAUGCUCCUACAUGAAAAUAGAAAAAGUCGAUGAGUCUGUAAAAGCAUUCACACGUAUGGUUAGCAUGACGAAUGAAGAUUCUGCAAAGGCGUAUGGAAAUUUGGCCUACCUGUAUAUGAAAAAAGGAACGUACAAAGCAGCGAAAAUUUGCAUAAAUCAAGCUGUCAAGGUGGACAAUAAUGAGUGGAAAUAUUGGGAUACUUAUCUGAAAUUGUCCAUUAUGCAAAAUGAUGUUGAUAGUUUCUGCUUGGCAUUGACCACCAUAUGUCAAAAGAAUCAAGUCAAACAGAUACAGCCUUGGAUUUAUGAAUACAUCUCAGAUCUUAUUGUAAAUGACAAGCCGACUCUAAUUCCGAACAAAAAUGGACUGAGUUAUCUGGACAAAGUUCUCACAACCAUGGGCACCAUAUCGGUUCACAUUUCUGAGUGUGACUCCUACUGGAACGCCUUUUCCUUUUUUCUCUUUGUAAAGGGCAGAUUCGUUGACUCGUACGAGGCAAAAGUUAAGGAGAUACGCUCCUUGGAGAGUGUAGCACAAAAGUGCACCACCAAAGAUGUAGUCGACAGGCUGAUUUCCAAACAAGUGGCCGCCGUCAAAUUCUUGUAUCAUGUUCUCAAGGCGCAUUACGUCGAGGAGAAGAGAGGAACCUUUGAAUAUCAGUUAAGGAACAUUAUCGAGUCCAUUUUGAGGCAGUACAAGGACAUGGGUCAGCAGGAGGUAACUGAAUUGUCGCAAAUUAUGCAGAUUAUAAAAUGA
This is a messenger RNA of Plasmodium vivax (malaria parasite P. vivax), 3945 nucleotides long. RefSeq lists its product as hypothetical. Lineage: Eukaryota; Apicomplexa; Aconoidasida; Haemosporida; Plasmodiidae. The coding region runs from base 316 to 3945 and encodes 1209 amino acids. The record is from RefSeq and is a predicted model, not a curated record. Gene Ontology annotation, molecular function: protein binding. The transcript has 3 exons.